GUGAAGACAUAUUUGUAAGAACCACAAGUGUCCAGGCCAGGAUACAGGGAAAUAGACACUCCAGCAGAUUGAUUGACCUCGUGCCAUUUCCUCAGGUCCAGCAGUGACAUUGAGAGAGGACCGCAUGUCCUCUCUUUAUAUAGAUUUGUUUUUUAAAAAAGGUUUCUUUUGUCCGGGACAGUUUGUUGUCGUGAGAUACAUCAGACAAUAUAAUCAUGGGGCAAGCUGACGUCUCCAGACCGGUAAAUCCAGAUGCAGUAGAAGAAGCAGGCCAGCUCACUGCAGACUCAGGCAUGGUCAUGGACAGUGUGGAAGCCGGAGACACUACACCUCCCACCAAAAGGAAGAGCAAGUUCUCAGGCUUCGGCAAGAUCUUCAAACCCUGGAAGUGGCGGAAAAAAAAAAGUAGUGAUAAAUUUAAAGAGACAUCAGAAGUUCUAGAGCGAAAGAUAUCUAUGCGAAAACCGAAAGAAGAGCUGAUUAAAAGAGGGGUUCUGUUGGAGGACCCUGAGGAGGGUGAUGAGGAUUCAGGGAAGUUGAACCAUGCCAUGCUAAAGAAUGGCCAUACCACCCCCAUUGGAGUUGCCACAUCUGCUAGUGCCAUCCAAGUAGAAGAAGAGCCCGGACGAAUAGCAAGUCUUAGGAAGCCUACUCCAGAAGAGGACUCAAAGAAACGACUAGGCUCAACUGGAAGCCAACCUCAUUCUGAAGCAGACUCUGUUCCUGAGAGCAUACCCAAACAACCUUUACUUCCCCCCAAACGACCCCUGUCCUCUUCUCAUGAAGCAAAUGAAAGGCAAGCAAAGGAUGCCGCUUCCUCCAGCAGUGUGACAAGACCCUUCUCUUCCUCCACCUCUGCCUCCACCACCACAGCUGCUGCCACCACUACUGCCAUAAACCUAGCAAAGACUGUGACUCCCUCUGCCACCCCUUCUCCAGCACCCAGGACUCUGUCUGCUGUUCCUACCAGCACUAACACUACUGCUACCCCAAGCCUGGCCCAUUCAGUCCCUGCUAAGCAGCCCCCUGUUCCUCCUCCUAAACCGGCUCACAGGAAUAGCAAUCCUGUCAUUGCUGAACUGUCCCAAGCAAUAAACAGUGGUACAUUAUCAAAACCAUCCCCUCCCUUACCACCUAAGAGAGGAGUUCCAUCAACCUUGGUACCCACCUCAGAGUCUGUUGCUACUACUGCCAUCACAAAACCACCAAGUGAUCAAAGAGAGAAGAGUACAUGCUCUGUGGGCUCCAUACCACUGCUGAUGAUUCCACCUCCUUCUCCAUCCCCCCCGCUGCCAACUCAUGUGCCUCCAGAUCCCCCACAGUCCCCUCAAAUUCCCUCUAAGACUUUUCAGGUUGUGCCAGAAAUUGAGUUUCCACCUUCUGUAGAACUACCCCAAGAGGUUUCCCAGCAGGAAGAUCAGAAAAAGGAAAUACACAAGAGGAUGUUGGAGCAUAGCUCUGGGGAGCCCCAUGCACCACCUAGGCUGCCCUCACUUCCACUGCAUAUUCGAAUCCAGCAGGCCCUGACUAGCCCACUGCCUAUGACGCCUCCCUUGGAGGGCUCUCACAGAGCUCAUUCAUUGCUCUUUGAGAACAGUGACAACUUUUCUGAAGACAACAGUACCCUGGGUCGGACCAGGUCACUUCCCAUCACUAUUGAAAUGCUAAAAGUUCCAGACGAUGAAGAAGAGGAGGAGCACACCCACCCACCUACAUUCAGUGAAGAGCUGGCACCUACCUCAGUCACUCCUGAACUACCACAGUGUUUGCAGGAGGAAGAGAAGGAGAGUGACUCUGAUUCAGAGGGUCCCAUUCGGUACCGAGAUGAAGAGGACGAAGAUGAAAGCCAAAACAGUGCUCUGGCCAAUAAAGUGAAAAGGAAAGAUACACUGGCAAUGAAGUUGAACCACAGACCCAGUGAACCAGAACUAAACCUGAAUUCAUGGCCCCGAAAAAGCAAAGAGGAGUGGAAUGAAAUACGACACCAAAUUGGGAACACACUGAUCCGUCGCCUGAGUCAAAGACCAACACCAGAAGAACUAGAACAACGAAAUAUACUACAACCUAAAAAUGAAGCUGAUCGUCAGGCUGAAAAACGAGAGAUUAAACGUCGUCUUACUAGAAAGCUCAGUCAAAGGCCAACUGUGGCUGAACUACUAGCCAGGAAGAUUCUGAGGUUUAAUGAGUAUGUUGAGGUAACAGAUGCGCAAGAUUAUGACCGACGAGCUGACAAACCUUGGACCAAACUGACCCCUGCUGACAAGGCUGCCAUAAGAAAAGAAUUAAAUGAAUUUAAAAGCUCAGAGAUGGAGGUUCAUGAAGAAAGCAAACAUUUUACACGCAUACUCGCAGCAUCCUUCUUCACCAGCCACCAAAGUUCUGGGCCCCGUUCAAGGCCCCAGGUUCAUUGGCUGUACCCCCAGAUGACUGCCUAUGCUCAGGCACAGUUUGCACCAUCAGCCUUACCUGCCCUGCCCUGGUUGUGA
Molecule: messenger RNA, 2486 nt
Organism: Chrysochloris asiatica (Cape golden mole)
Lineage: Eukaryota; Metazoa; Chordata; Mammalia; Afrosoricida; Chrysochloridae
Gene: PHACTR4
Product: phosphatase and actin regulator 4
Exons: 13
Coding region: 216-2486 (756 amino acids)
Biological process (GO): neural crest cell migration; actin cytoskeleton organization
Molecular function (GO): actin binding
Source: RefSeq, a predicted model, not a curated record